GUUUCUUCAGGUGCAUCAGUGAGAUCAACCAAGUUGUCAUUGAGGAAGCUUUUAAACUCCUGGAAGUUCUCCUCUGUGGGGCGAUAGUGGCCACUGUGAGGCCAAAUAGCCUGCCAACAAUAAAGUUCAGGUUGUGUCAGCAUGUUGCCUGAUAAAACUGGUCAGAGAAAGAGAAAGAGGAGCAGCAGCAUCCUCCAAGCAGAGAAAGGGAAAGAAGACCAGCAACAUCCUCCAAGCAGCAGUACUCUACAAGCAGUAGCAGCACCACCACCACCUUCGAAGCAGAGAAAGAGAAAGAAGAGCAGCAGCGCCCUCCAAGCAAAGAAAGGGAAAGAAGACCAGCAACAUCCUCCAAGCAGCAGUACCCUACAAGCAGUAGCAGCACCACCACCACCUUCGAAGCAGAGAAAGAGAAAGAAGAGCAGCAGCGCCCUCCAAGCAAAGAAAGGAAAAGAAGCAGAGAAAGGGAAAGGAGCAAUUCCGUGCGUCCCUGCAAAGGUUGUGUUCAGCAGGAUAAUGGAAGCAGUUUGCAGGCCAGUAAUGUGUUAAAUUUCACACAAUCAUUUCCAUUGUUGAUGACCAGGAAGAGCAUAGGAUACGAGCACAGAUUGUGUGUAAACUCCAACAGAUUUGAUUACUGUAUAUGAAAGGAAAGGAUGAUGCAAUUUUUUUAUUAGCAA
Messenger RNA from Triticum aestivum (bread wheat), 680 nucleotides. Its product is annotated as general transcription factor IIF subunit 1-like. The record is from RefSeq and is a predicted model, not a curated record. The transcript has 2 exons. Bases 142 to 549 code for a protein of 135 amino acids. Lineage: Eukaryota; Viridiplantae; Streptophyta; Magnoliopsida; Poales; Poaceae.